Molecule: messenger RNA, 6751 nt
Organism: Hippocampus comes (tiger tail seahorse)
Lineage: Eukaryota; Metazoa; Chordata; Actinopteri; Syngnathiformes; Syngnathidae
Gene: mbd6
Product: methyl-CpG binding domain protein 6
Exons: 13
Coding region: 764-5683 (1639 amino acids)
Cellular component (GO): chromocenter; nucleus
Molecular function (GO): chromatin binding; DNA binding
Source: RefSeq, a predicted model, not a curated record
UUAGAAAACUCCAUUAUUUAUUUAUUUUGCUGGCUGGAAUGUAAAAAAAAAAAACAAAAAAAAAACAAGGCAACUGUGAAUUUUGGAUUACAUGGCUCGCGAUGGUUAUGGGAAUAUAUCUGCAUGCAAGACGGCCGAGAAGUAGUGAGACGAAAACAACGUCUCGCAUGAGUCAGCGGGGCAGCGUCCACUCUUGUCGGGACACUCCAAAUCAAGUAAAUUCAGUCAGCUAGCUAUGCUUCGCUAGUCUCUGUGCUAGCUUUAGCCUCCAUUACCCAAGGCGCAGUCAAAUUGCGGCGUUAUUGCCCUUUGUCUGUAAACUGAACUUGCAGACGUUGUUCACACGUCGGCCGCUCGUUGCAGUUUUACGCGAACUACGCUGGGAGUGUUUCUUGAUGUUUGUGUCAACGUUGUGUCCGUCAAAAAGCAGUCAUUAGCUAGCCAGCUAACUUGAUUCUCCCGCGAGCCAGCAAAGGGAAGACUUCAAAACUUCGCCAACACAGAGAGCCCGACGCCGAGUAAGGAUCAUCAUCCUCAUAUCAGCUCCUCCUUGGAUGUGAAUUGAAUAAACGUCUUGCAGCGUUCAUUCUUCGUGGCAGAGGCGCAGCCUGGUUGCUGGGGACACUUUGGACAUUGGGUCAGGUUAACUGGCAGUCUGUGUGCUUCUAACCCACCAGCAUGUUCAUCCGACAGUCAAUACCCUAGCCAAACCCGAGCCUGGCUUCACAAAGAUGACAAGCCGCUGGCAGGCCGCAGCUACAGAAUGAUGGGAGGAAGUGACACUGGCAGUGGGGACAAGGAUGAGGUGGUCUCCGCUGCCGUACAUGUCCCAAUCGGCUGGCAGAGGAGAGUGCAUGGCGGCCAGGUUGUGUAUGUCAGUCCCAGUGGAACUUCUCUGUCCUCCCUGGAUGAGGUGAAGACCUACCUGUUGACUGAUGGCACAUGUAAAUGUGGUCUGGAGUGCCCGCUUGUCAUCAGCAAGGUUUUCAACUUUACAUUGGGGGUAAAGGUAGAGCAGCACAAGCAGCCCCUAGGCAAAGCAGAGCAGGACAUGACCAAACUGUGUAACCAUCGCAGGAAAGUGGUGGCAAUGGCCGCUCUGUGUCGCAGUAUGCAGGCGUCACACCUGCCUUUUGGUCACCUUCAUAACCCGGAGGUGAGCAAGGGAGUGGGCAAUUGCAUCCCAAAGAGGGCUCUUGUUGAGCAUGAAGAAGAGGACCGAGGCAUUUACCAUCCCAAAUUUCGUCUGGCUCCUGCGCCACCUCAGAAUAACGCCCAUCCUAACCCCAGUGCCAGCCCCAGUUCCUCUCACAAGUUUAUUUAUCCUUAUAAUGGUUCCUCCCCAGGUCCUCACACAGGCGGAAACUCUCACCAUCCCCUUGAUGCUUUACGGAGGCUUCACCAUCCUCCUCUUUCUCAAACGGUGCCCUUUACCACUUCCAGCAGCCCCCCAUUCCCCACUUACCAUGUUGCCCAAAGGUCACCCCGCACUCCCACCCCUCAAAAUGUCAGUCAAGGUCAAAAACUGCCCCAAACUCCUGAAACUCCUGCCUCUCCUCUCCUAAGGCCCCUAUCUUCACCUCCUUGCUCUUCUCCUAAAAGCUUUGUCAUAGGAGGAAGAGUUUCACAGACUCAAGCGCAGCAUCCACAUGGGGUCAUAUGUGGAGGCUCUCCUCUCUCGCCCUCCCCCAUCCUCUCUCCCUCUGUCCAUAACAUGAAUUCUGUGUCUCCUCAGCAGCGGUCCCACUACCCUUCGGCUUCCCCCUCCCAUGUCUCUGAUCAGGGUGGAAGCUCCACUGCAGCGGCUGAAGGGCUGACAGCAAGUAAUUUGUCACGGAGGAGGAAGUCCUGCUCUUCCUCUCCACACUCCCCUCUCCCUUGUGGUUCGCCAAACCCCAGCCCCCACAUCUUCAAGUUUAAGCUGGAAGACAUCUUGGAACAGUUUAAGAACUCUGGCAACAGUAGCACUAAUAACCACCGCCUCGCAAACCCUACAAACCCCAGCACAUUGACUAACCAAAGCAGUCACAGUCCUCAUGCUCCCCCACUGAAACCCGCAAACAGUACAGCAAGUCUCGGCACAGCACCACCAGGUUUUGGCUUGAAUCCUGCGGGGAUUUCCAACACUAUCGUGGCACCAUUUUUGAACCACCACAGUCACCAGGGCCAGCUGCCGGCCUCAACUUCUUUUCCUGCAAGUAGUCUGCUCUCCGCGGCUGCAAAAGCUCAGCUGGCUAGCCAGGUAACCCAUGGUCAGGGCUCAAAUGUGUCCUGCAGCCAAACAAGUGUGUCCUCCUCCUUGGAAAUCAUGACAGAGGCACAGCAAAGACAGUCGACCAAGGUAACAAACAGCACUUUAAAAAACAGCCACCUUUCCUCCCCUAUUGCUGCCUCUAGGCCUCACUGUCCCACUCUAGCAGCAGCGUCUUCUGUCCUCUUUCCUUCACCCCACUCCCUAGCCCAGUCCCUGGCUUCUUCCUUGCCCCAAUUGCCUCCUAAAACAGAGCAAAAUGCAUCGCACAGGAAAAGGCGGCGGCGAUCUCCCACUGUUCUGAGCACGAUCAAAGACACCCAGCAGCUGGCCAAUGGGCCGCAGAAGCCCCAGCCUCGAGAAUGUGUCUCCGCUAUUGCUCUGAACCUAUCAUCUUUGGCUUUCCCUCGCUCUGUCUCUGCCUCUACCUCAGAUGUGCAGAACCCGAAUAGUGUCACGCCCGAGCACCACCAUCAUCUGCCACCGGGGCAGACGUCUAAGUUCUUGACUUCCAAACAGACGGCACAUCUUUCUGGAACUCCCCGACAGGCAGAAGCCCUGGAUAUCACUACAGGCUUGGCACCAACAUCCCUUAGCUUGGACCCUCCAACUCAGCCCCUUUCUGCUCUUUUGCACUUACUCAGUGUACAGAAUGCUCAGGCCGCAGCCUCGGCUUCGAACCCUGCUCCAGCUCAUUUGGGAUCUUUGUCCGUAGAAGGGGGUGGACACACUAAAACGCAGAGCCCCACACCAUCGCCCUCUCCUAUAUCCCCUCAUUCCAGCGGCAACCACGCGCAGCCUCCGUCACCAUGCCGAACCAGUAACACUAAUAUGAUAUCGUUGGUUCCAGAGAUGCUUUCUCCCACUCGCACCUCCACUCAUUUCAGUUCAGUGCAGUCACAAUCCCAGUCUCUGAGAUUAAGUCCUCCACAAAGACAUUCUUCGGCAUCCUCCAUGUUGUCACGCUCCAAUUUAGCUUUACACAACAGCAGCAGCCCAUCUCUGUCACACGUGGCCCCUACUCCACUUGACAGGCACCAUCCAACUGAGAAUCAUAUUCCAGCAACUGACACUGUUUCCCGGUUGCUUUCACCAGAAGCAUCGCCACAGAGCAUGAUCAGUAAUGAUACGUCAACAGCAGACCCGAGUCACCCACAAAGCGACGUAUCUGUGGCAUUAUCCACCUCGCCAAAGCCUCUUGAUCUCAGCAAUCAUGUUCUAGCCCUUCUUGCAGCAUCCUCCACUGCACGGCAGGAGGAACGCAGCUCAGCUGACCAUACAACAGAUAUAGUGAUGUCUUCCCAAGAAAAUCACUCUCCAGGUUCCGGUGACUCUGAACGUGGGGACUUGAAGAACUCCGCAUCAACAAAACCUCUGACACCCACCAGUUUGGAGGUCGUCGCCUCUUCUCAGCUUGGAGAGGACUGUCCUCAGACACCUUCAGCUAUGAACGACUCGACCGCCCCUUUACCUCUGGCAGAGGCCUUCCCUUUCAUGAACCAAGAUCAGCUUCUUCAGCUGCUGUCUUCCACGGGAGGCCUGCCAUCCAUCCUCGACCCUACGGUCCUGUCCUCAUUACACCUCGGAGGGCUGUGGUUGGGUGGGCAAAAUGCACAGACACCUUCCACUGCUGCAACACAAAAUCUUGUCGAUCAACAGCCAGUAAUGAUCCAAUCCGAGACACAGCAGCAAAGCCAGGAUCAGCAACAGAAGCAGCAACAGAUAAACAGUAAUCCUCUCUUUCCGUUGUUGCCUCUGUUGAGCGGUGUGCAAGGGGACAUCCCUCUUAAUCUGUUGGGCCUUCUAAACCCAAUCCCACCUCCAGCCUCAGCUUCUGCCACAGGACAGGAAUCUGAUUUGGGGCUAACAGAAAAACCAAGUCACCAAGCUCUGCUUAUGGCGUCCUUGCUGCUCGGGCAACACCAGGCGCCUUUGUUACCCUUAUCUGGACUGAGUCAGGUGGGUCAGGUCAGCUUGGAGGUUCCUCUUCAGCAGCCGCCACAGAUCCCCGCCUCUUUGGAGGGCCUCAUGUUGGAUAAGGCCGCUGCUCUCCUGGAUCCGUCAACUCUUCACGGGUCGGGGCUUCUGGAAGUCACCCAGGGUCUUCCCCUCCCGCCUGGAGCGGAGGGGUCUGUCCAAGCUCUGCAGUCCCUGCUCCUUCCUCCUCAGCCGGCUACCUUCCUGCCUUUUAGCCCCGCCCUCCUUACAGCUGCUCUAAACGCAGCUGACUUACCCCAUACCCAGUUAACUCCUGUUCAGCAUACCCAACCUCAGGAACUGUCAGAUGCUGGUGUGGACACCCUCAUCCCCCUUUCUCUCCAAGGCAAGGAAAACCCCAUUCUCCAGCAAUUACUUCCCACUUUACUUAACCCUGCUGUGUUAGGAGACAUUUCUGGCAUUGCCGGGCUCCAUAACAUGGUGGGUAUUGGAGCCGGUUCCUUACUCCUGCCCUCAGUCCAGACCUCAUCUUUGGGGAUGCCUCUCCUGCAAGGUCCUGAUGGGACCAUCAACCUGCUCAACAACAUUCAGCUGAAUCUUGCGCCAUCCUCUGAAGGAGAGAAGUCCGACUCGUUGCAGGAAACGGAGAGCCCCGCCCCUCACUGUGACAUUCCAGCCUCUCAGAUCUCUCCUGAACAGGUUGCUAGUCCGCCUCCAACACCUGCCCAAGAAACGAGCCGACCGCCACAUCGAGGGUCUGAUGGCAGGCCACUUAUCGACCCCUACACCUCUUUCAUGGAUACAAUUUACACCUCCUUCCUUCAAAUUAACGCUAAAGAGCAGGAAGAUGGGGUCCACUCUGGGCCAUCUGACCCUACAUCACCUUUCUGUGCCUUACCGCCUGUCACUUUCCCCAUGGAGCACCACACUCUCUCCACACCUACCCCAACUCAGCACCAGGCGAGUGCCCCAGUCUCCCUCAGCCCACGGCGGGCUUGCUCCCUGCGAAACCCAGACUUGUCACGCCUCAGCUUGGAAGCGGCAGCUCAUUCUCCAGCCCAGGGUACGCCCAAACCCACCGAGGAUGUGGCCACAUCGCCUUUACAAAGAAAAACAGUCAUGGUGGAGGGGCACACCCAUCCAGAACCCCCCUUACCUUCCAUAUACUUGGAGGAAGCGAAGACGGACUGUACUGGUGUGGAUAGACAGGCAGGAUAUCUGAGUCCUGGGGAUGGUUGCAGUGGGAGACCGCAUAAGGAUGCACCUGGGACAUUGUUGCACAGUGAACAGGGAAGGGAACAAUCAGGAACUGUGUCUGGAGUCCGUCGAGGGAGAAAAAGAAAACAGACGCUGCAAAAUGUGUUGGAGGACUUCAGAGACGUGGAUGCUACAACAGCACUCGAAGAAACAAAGGCUACUACGACGGCCCUGUUGAAGCCCGACACAUCAGUCCGAGGCAGGAGGAGACGAGGGGUGAGGUCUCAGAGGCAGUGAUUGUUGCAGGGAGCUGUCAGUCACAGCUGUUCCACCAAUCAGACUUCACUUCCUGACUCCACCCAUGCAUCCCAAUCCACCCACAUCACUUAUGAUUUUUUAUUUUUUUUAGCGUCAUUCUCAGUCAACUGCACUAAUCAUGCUGUUCAUGUCAACAAAUGCCAUGAAAACCAGUGGAAAAAUAAAGCAUCGGUCGAGCUCCAGACUGGGGGAAAAACAUUUUUUUAAAAGAAAAUUUUAAAAAUAAAUGUGGAUAUUUUCUCACUCUUAGGUCUAGUUAACACAAUAAUGGUUGUGUUGGUGUGAUCACAGCUCUCUUCACGAUGUUAGCGUCAUAUCUUUUUUUUUUACACAGACAAAGCAAGAGUACUGUUCUCAUGUAUCUGUUACUGUGAGUCGCAAUGAAGCCCGUCUACUUGAACCAUGCUCUCUGUGGAAAGUGUGUAUGUAGCUGUAUGUAUGUGUGUGUGCGUGUGUCUUUUUUAAUAUGUUGAUUGUGUAGGACAACAGAGCUAUUGCUGAGCCCCUCACUCGUGGUUUAGUUGGAAUUCUGGUCAUGUCAUGGAUGAGACCCUCUGUUUAAAGAAAGAAAGGACUCUUUUAAGGCACACUCCUAAUGUUUUCAGAUGGUGCUGGAAACGUAGAUGUAUGAUUUUUAUUUUUCUCUCAUAGUAUAAAGCCACCGUAUUUGGAUUUCUUUUACUUCCUCCCUUGAGUAGACGGCCAUCCGUCAUGUAGCCCCUUCGUCAUGAACAAAAUGGGGAUUCUUAAAAGCCAGAGCUGUGAUAGCUCAUGUGGAUUUGAUGAGUCUGCCUAACUGUAGAAAAUAUCCUUACACUGCCCUCCCCUCAAAAUACUGGCAUCUCUCGCUGUAUUUAACAAAAAAAGAAGAAAAAAAAAGCAAAUUAUGCAAUUUCUAUUCACUUGGAGAUUUGUAUAUAUGUACAAUUAAUGUGUUUUAUUAUUUUAUAUGGUUUAGAGAAAAGAGAUGAGUGCAAACAAUUGUGAAUUUUCUGGGAGUAUUUUUCUCAUACUACACCCUGGCUUUCAAUACUUAUGUUAAAAAAA